AAUGUAAAGUAUCUUCUAUGUAUAUGUAACGAUAAUACUGUUAUUUUGCGCGAAAUAAUAUUGAAAAUAUAAAUCAUUUUCAUGAAUGUGUACUCGUAGAAUUUACGAGAGAAAUGAUAUUUAAUGAUUUUUCUAAUUCAUUAGAAAGAUAGCAUCGUAGAAAUGACUCCAAAACGCAAAACUACUAGUUCGGAAUCUACUUCAUCAUCGAGCUCUGGCUCUUCAUCUAGUAGUUCUUCAAGUUCUGGCAGUGAAUCUAGUUCAUCUGAUUCAGAAAACUCCAGCAGUUCUGUUAAUAGUCAAAAAGCAUCUGAUUCGGAAAGAUCUAAAAAGAAGGUACCGUUUCCAGCCGCAAGACAUGUCAAAUCUAAAACUGAGCCAACUCCUACUACUACGGCAGAAAAUAAAAACAAAGAAAAAGUACAACCUAAAUCUAGACCAGUAGUUUAUUCCUCGGAAUCUGAAGAAUCACCUAAUAAGCUGAAAUCUGUGAAAAGGAAACUACCUGCCAAACCUAAAGCUACUGCUACUGUAGCACCUGUAGUUAAAGUUCAAAAACCGCCAACUAAACCAAUAUCUAAUGUUACGCAACAUAAAAAUAUUCCAGCUGUAAAGCCAAGUAAUAAACAAACCAAGCUUUCAGGUCCUGCAGCAACAAAUACGAAAGUAGCAGAUAAAUCUACGAAAAUGACAUCGGAACCGGUACAAAAGAAAUUAAAAAAGAAGAGUAUAUUCAGUCCUGAAAAUAGUAGCGAAAGUGACAAUGCUUCCCCACCAAAAGUAAAUACGAUAAAAGCAGCAAACAAUACCGUAAAAUGUACAAAGGCUCCACCUAAAAUAAAACCUGCUGAUCCCAAAAUAAAACCUACCGUACCAUCAAGACCUGCACUAGUUACUAAAACUCCGCAAGUUCAAAAAUCUGAUAGUUCGGCUAGUUCAAAGAGCUGUUCGGGUGGAUCAGGUUCCUCUGGCUCAACAGAUAGCAGUAGCGAUUCUGAUUCAUCAGAAAGCGUUACUAGUCCACAAUCUCAACCUAAAAAAAAGGACGUUCCACCACCUGUUACACAAAAUGUUACUACAAAUGCACAACCGAAAAGGCCAUCAGCCACAGUAGCACCAGUUAAACCUUUGAAAUGUACAAAGAAACAAGGUAGGGUAAAAAGUGAAGAUGAUGGAGAUGCAUCAGGCAGUGAUAAGGAAAUGGAUGAUAAUACAGAAGUAAGUUCUUCUAAAGGAACGGUUAAAGGCAAACGAAAGUUGCAAACUCGCAAAGGAAGCAAACUGCUACAACUGCAAGCGAAAGCUGCUAGUGACUCCGAAUCGGAUACAGUAUGGUUCUCAGGUACGGAAACGGUAGAGCGUAAACGUAUCCUGCAAAUUCCACUGAUCCGGUGUGAUUUGUCGGGAGUAGCUGAAAGCAAGAGAAGUACGAGCAAGUCACCAGUUAAGCGUGCUGGUCCUAGUCAAGGCGCUAGACAUUCAUCAUCCACAGCGAAUAGAACCACGCAGAGCAGUGCUGGAUCUAAUACAGUUGCUAAUAGAACUGGACAAAACUCAUACAAUCGUACACGUACUACAAAGGAAAGAGAAUGUCCAUUGGCAGCAUGUUGCGAUUCCCGAGGUCAUCUUUCUGGGAAACUGGAAACGCAUUUUACAUUGGAAGCUUGUCCUUUAUAUCACAAUACUACGCCACAAAAUUGCAUAGAAUUUUAUAAAGAAAGGAAGAAAAGGGAAGAAGAACGAAAGAAGUCGAUAGCUAAUCUUGCUAAAAAAUCACCUAAAGGAGGACAUCAGACAAACGAGCAACGUAAUUAUCAACUUAAAGUUAAAGAAAUGAGAAACAAAUGGAAACCUCAUACCGGGGAAGAUAAUGGGAGUGACAGUGGUAACGAUCUUCCUGGAAAUGAAAAGGACAAACAACCGCGUUUAACUAAUCUAACUUCGGAUUAUGAUCUGAAAUUAUUUAUGGAAGCUCAAGCAAUUGCCAGUGAAAAAAUAGAAAAAGAGUUAAAAGAAUUGGAUUAUGAUGGAGAAGGUAGAAACAGUGGUGGCACGCGAUGCGUUGAAAUGGGAAAAUGGGAAAUGGAAGUUUGGUAUCAAAGUCCAUAUCCAGAAGAAUUUAGUCGUGCUCCUAAACUUUAUCUUUGCGAAUAUUGCUUAAGAUACGCUAAAAGUCGUCAGGUAUUAAGAAGACAUCGAGAAAAAUGUUUGUGGAGACAUCCACCUGGACAUGAGGUAUACAGAAAAGAUAAAAUUGGUGUCUGGGAAGUGGAUGGUAAACGUUACAAGCAAUAUUGCCAAAAUUUGUGCCUCCUAGCAAAGUUCUUUUUGGAUCACAAAACUCUUUACUAUGACGUGGAACCAUUCCUCUUCUACGUGAUGACUAUAGGUGAUUCUGAAGGAUGUCAUACAGUUGGUUAUUUCAGUAAGGAAAAGAAUUCUUUCCUGAACUACAACGUCUCCUGUAUCCUGACGUUACCACCAUAUCAGAGACAAGGCUAUGGUCGACUUCUCAUCGACUUUAGUUAUCUAUUAACAAGGGUUGAGAAGAAGAUAGGUUCGCCAGAGAAACCUUUAUCGGAUUUGGGUCUAAUAUCUUAUCGAAGUUAUUGGAAGGAUGUUUUGUUACAAUAUCUUUGCAAUUUUGGUGGCAAGGAACUUUCAGUGAAAGACAUUAGCAAAGAAAUGGCGAUUGACUCUUAUGAUAUUGUAAGUACUUUGCAAGCUCUUGGAAUGAUGAAGUAUUGGAAAGGCAAGCAUAUUAUAUUGAAGAAACAGGACGUGAUAGACGACUACAAGGAGAGGGUGAAGAGACGAGGUCUCGUCUACAAGGAGAUCGAUCCGGAGUGCCUAAAAUGGAAUCCCUUCCAACCUCCCAAGACUCCCUCAGCUUCGAACUAAGAGGGCAAAGAGGAAGAUCGAAAAGAGAUGAAGAAAAGAAGGAAAAGGAGAAAGGAGGAGGUUGGACUCUUCUCUCUUGUGAGUAGUAUGUGAGAAACCCCGUCGUAUGUAUGAGACUGAAAAAAAGAAAAAGAAAAAGAAAAAAAGAAACAGUAAAAAAGAGAAAGAAAGAAUGAUGUCAACGUUUGUAUGUCUGUCUGUCUGUCUGUCUGUCUGUCUGUCUGUCUGUAGUUUGCCUGUCUGGUUUGUGUCUAUGUGUGAAUGCGCGUACGUGUGUGAAUCAUACAAACAUCUAAAAGAGAGAAAGAAUGAUACUAACAUUGAUAUGUAUAUAAUAUGUUAGAAUGAGAAAGAAUGAUAUUAACAUUCAUAUGUGUAUAACAUGUAAGAGAGAGAGAGAGAGAGAAAGAAUGAUACUAUCAUUCAUAAGUAUAUAACAUGUCAGAGAAAGAAAGAGAAUGAUACUAGCAUUCAUAUGAGUAUAUAUGUAUAUGACAGAGAGAAAGAGAGAGAUAGAGAGAGAGAGAGAGAAAGAAUGAUGCCAAUAUUUAUGUGUGUAUACAUAAAUGAUGAGAGAGAUGCAGUUAUACGUGUAUAUGUGUGUGGAAGAGGGAGAGAGAGAAAGAGAGAAGUAUAGCAAGAUCCAAUCCUUUGGCACUCCUUUUGGAGUGUUCAACAAGGAGGCGUUGGGUUGGUCGAUUUCUCUUGUAAAUUUUUUCUUUUUUCUCUUAUUCUUCUUUUUCUUCUUCGUCAUCGUCAUUGCAGAGAAGCCGUAAAGCAGAUUUCACGCCUGUAACGAUUGGUAAGGGCCAUAGAAUCCUUCCUGGAACUCGUUCGUUCCACGUCGAAGUCUCUGAAGAGACCAAUGAGGAACGUGUAAAAGUGGACUGAGAAGAAGAUUAGAUGAGAAAUUGGUAUAUGUAUGGUAGUUGUUGUAGUUGGCUCUUCUUCUUUUUAUUAUUAUUAUUAU
Molecule: messenger RNA, 3871 nt
Organism: Vespula vulgaris
Lineage: Eukaryota; Metazoa; Arthropoda; Insecta; Hymenoptera; Vespidae
Gene: chm
Product: histone acetyltransferase KAT7
Exons: 13
Coding region: 163-2901 (912 amino acids)
Biological process (GO): regulation of DNA-templated transcription
Cellular component (GO): nucleus
Molecular function (GO): histone acetyltransferase activity; zinc ion binding
Source: RefSeq, a predicted model, not a curated record